AUGGCUAUCCCAGGCCACGGAUGUGAAGAUGACGGCGACGGAGGCUCCACCCAAGAAGGGCUACCACUUGGACGAACCGGCACCCGAGGCUGCCGCUACGGGGAGCCCACCUGCAGGUCAGAUGAUCCAGCAGCUGGUCAAGACCGUGAGCACCUUGCAAGAGGAGGUUCGCGACAUGAAGGAGGAGAAGCCGCGCAAGAAGAUGAACCCGUGAGAGUCAGUAUGAGUGGCGACCGAGUGACAGUCACGUGGUACAGUAGUAGGAAGGAAGAGUGUUUGAGCCAGAAAGAGAGAGGAGAGCUGAGAGAGCUAGGGUUCAACAUGAAACCGGCGCCCAGGAAGGAGCAAGCACAGGCGGCACAGGACAUCCCUCCAGGAACCACUCGCCACGACCACCAGGAGGAAGAAAGGAUCAAGCGAAAACUGAGUCAUGCUUUGGAGCACUUUUGCGACAAGCAGGGGAUUCAUUUGGAAUUGGUGCCCGGGGAGGCACAUCACCAGAUAGGAGUGUGUGAGCAGGCGGUUCAAGGGAUCAAGGAAGUGAUGAGUAAGAUUUGUGCUAGGGAUCCGGAUACCACGACGGAAGAGGCGUUGUCCUUAGGCGUGAGCGUGUUCAAUCAAAGGGAGAUGAUUCGGGGCUUCUCACCCGCGCAGCACAUUUUGGGCCAAAGCCCAGACUCCACAGGACGACUCGUGGGCAAUGAAUUGCCUCCAGACCUCUUGAUAGAGAAUGCCGCGGGAGAGUUUCAACGAAGUCAGGCUCGCAGGGCGGAAGCCGAGAAGGCACUUGUGGAUUGGGUCACACAGCAGCGUGUGGUCAGGGCCCAGAAUUCCCGGAGCAAACCUGCUUACGAUUACGAACCAGGGGAACUAGUAUAUUUCUGGCGCGUGCAGAGCAGUGGACAGGGUCGCAGGCAGCCGGGGAGUAAGCAUGGUUCCUUCCUAGGCCCUGCUCGGGUCUUGGCGACGGAAUCACGGAGAGAUGCCUCAGGCAACCUGAGGCCCGGCAGCGCGAUCUGGUGUGUCCGAGGCCGGAGCCUCAUAAAAUGUGCACCGGAACAGCUCAGGAGGGCUUCCCCACGAGAGGAGCUCGUGGAAUCCUUGAUGGAAGGACGCCAGGCCACUCCGUGGACGUUCACAAGGGUUGCCGAAGAGAUCGGAGGCAGCCAAUAUCAGGACAUAUCCUCGGAGCGGCCUUCGGAAGCCGAGUGGCGUCGUGCCCAAGACUUGGAGGAGGAAGCUCCCCCCACACGCUAUCGAGCGCGUCGGAAGCGUGCCGAGCCAGAGCCAGCAGAGGAUAUGGAAGAUGACCAGGAGGACACCCCAUCACAACCCAGCAGACCAUUCGCCAUGCGGCGAGGAGCCCAAAAUCAGGGUUCCCACGUCGGAGAUCCCAUCGGAUCCAAGUGGUGGGAAGAGGUCUCCGAAACUGCGUGGUCGGCCGAGGAGGCCACCUACUGGGCGCAGGACAGCGCCGCCGUGGAGAUCAGCAUUGACCUUCCAGAGAACGAGAAAGGCUGGCAAGCAGCAACCCGGAACUUGCAGAACUACUUCGUGGGCGCGCUCAAGCGAAAGGCCGUGGAGGUCUCGGAGAAACACUUGAAUGAGGCUGAACGAGCCGCCUUCAAGGAGGCCAAGCAUAUCGAAGUUCGCAACUUUAUUGCUUCAGAGGCGUUCGAGACACUCCCGGACAAUCUUAAACCAUCUCGCGAGCAGGCGAUUGGUAUGAGAUGGAUCUUGACGUGGAAGGUUCGCGAAGACGGCUCAUCCAAAGCAAAGGCCAGAGCAGUUUUGUUAGGGUAUCAAGACCCGGGAUAUGAACAUCGGCAAACUACGGCACCUGUUAUGUCUCGACAGACCAGACAACUUUUCUUGCAACUAGCGGCGAAUAAACAGUGGGAUGUCUUUAAAGGAGAUGUAUCUGGAGCUUUCUUGCAGGGACGAGAGUACCCAACAAAGCUAUUCUGCGUGCCUUGCGAUGAGAUUUGCGAUGCCAUGAACAUUCCUCGUGGCAGUAUUACUCGCCUGAAGAGAGCUUGUUACGGAUUGGUGGAUGCGCCAUUGGAGUGGUACCGUACAGUAUCAGAGUUUUUAUCUUCCCUCGGGUUAGAAAGACUUUGGUCAGAUGCUUGCGCCUGGGUCUGGCGAAAGGAAGGGAAAGUCCGAGGAAUGGUGUGUGGCCAUGUGGACGACUUCUUGUUUGGAGGCAAGUCCGAGGACACCGAGUGGCAGCAGAUCAUCUCACAAAUCCAACAGCGGUUUAAGUGGGGUGACUGGGAUAAGAAUAGUUUUACUCAAUGUGGUGUGCAAAUCACAAAGACGGCCACCGGCUUUGAAUUAUCUCAGCCGAGCUAUCUGGACGGCAUGUCAGAGAUCUCCUUGAGUGCUUCGCGAAGAAAAGAGAGCUGCGCGGCGACAACAGACAGAGAGAAGAGUAAGUUGAGAGCCUUACUGGGAGGCUUGAGCUGGCACGCCCAGCAAGUGGCACCACACACCGCGGCUGAGGUGUCAUUACUGCUGAGCGAGGUGAAUCAGAGCACGGUCCAGACCAUCACUAAGGCUAAUCGGCUGUUCUGGAACACCAAGGCCCGAAAGGACCAUCGGAUGCUGAUACAUGCCUUUGCCGAGGACGAACCAGUGGCCCUGUACGCAUGGGUCGACGCAGCGACGGACAACCGUCCGGACCAGGGCAGUACACAGGGUAUCUUUGUGGGAAUGGGCCCAGAGAGUUUGCUUCAGGGAAACCUUGGGGGUAUUUCUCCGGUGGCUUGGCAUUCCUCUAAGAUAGAUCGUAUUUGCCGGAGUCCCGGCGCAGCUGAGACUCAGGCGGCAGUGAACGGAGAGGACGCUUUGUUCUUUGCAAGGUUCCAGUGGAGUGAGAUGCUCUACGGGAUCUCGGACUUAAGAGAACAUGAAGCUGUGGCUCGACGAGUGACGGGCUGCUUAAUCACGGACUCAAGGAACGUCUACGACAAGUUGGCUACAGAGGUUGUGGUGAUCAAGGGCAAGGAAAAACGAUCAAAUAUAGAACUCUUGAGUAUUAAGCAAUCUCAGAUGGCUACCAAUCUUCAUGUACGAUGGGUUCAUUCCGAAGCACAGCUGGCGAACGCGCUUACAAAAGUGGGCAAUGCCAGAGAACUGGAAUUAUACUACCGUAUGUCACACCAUUGGAAGAUUGUCGAGGACGACUUCAUGCGGUCGGCCAGAAAGCGACGCGAGCAAGGAAUCCCACCGUUGGAGGGACAAUCGGGAGAUGUGAAAUCAUAA
Symbiodinium sp. CCMP2592 is the source of this 3267-nucleotide messenger RNA. The record is from the annotation of a GenBank genome assembly. NCBI's taxonomy places the organism in Eukaryota, Dinophyceae, Suessiales, Symbiodiniaceae.